This is a messenger RNA of Exophiala aquamarina CBS 119918, 588 nucleotides long. RefSeq names its product dTMP kinase. Gene Ontology annotation, cellular component: nucleus; cytoplasm. Gene Ontology annotation, molecular function: ATP hydrolysis activity; ATP binding; AMP kinase activity. Bases 1 to 588 code for a protein of 195 amino acids. NCBI's taxonomy places the organism in Eukaryota, Fungi, Ascomycota, Eurotiomycetes, Chaetothyriales, Herpotrichiellaceae. The record is from RefSeq and is a predicted model, not a curated record. The transcript has a single exon.
AUGCGGACUCUACCAAAUAUAAUCAUCACAGGCACCCCGGGAGUGGGUAAGACGACCACUUGCAAUCAACUCGUCGCCCUCGCAUCGCAGUGUACCCCUCCCGUCAGCCUCAAAUACCUUUCAAUCAAUGAUCUCGUGAAGGAACGGGGCGCGCAUUCCGGCUACGACGAGGAAUUCCAGACUGUAUUUGUCGAUGAAGAGAAGCUAAUGGACGAGGUGGAGAAGGAAAUCGAGGACGGCGCAGGCGAGGGCGGAUGGAUUGUCGACUGGCACUCGACCGAAGGGUUCGCCAUAAGGUGGGUCGACUUGGUUGUUGUGCUCAGGUGCGAGGAGACGAGUAUACUCUAUGACAGACUGUCUUCGCGGGGCUACAGGGACGAGAAGGUGCAGGAAAACAUGGAUGCCGAAAUCUUCGGUGUCGUGACUGAAGAGGCGCGAGAAGGAUGGACGGAUGAAGGCCAGGUGGUGGAAUUGAAGAGUACAGAAGCAGAAGACAUUGAAGAAAAUGCCGAGAGGAUAUUGCAAUGGAUCAAGAACUGGCUGAAAGAUCGGGAGGCGGAGGCGAAGGCGAAUGCGAAUGGUCAUUGA